This is a messenger RNA of Physella acuta, 3223 nucleotides long. RefSeq lists its product as uncharacterized. Lineage: Eukaryota; Metazoa; Mollusca; Gastropoda; Physidae. Gene Ontology annotation, biological process: protein phosphorylation. Gene Ontology annotation, molecular function: ATP binding; protein kinase activity. The record is from RefSeq and is a predicted model, not a curated record.
UGUUGACAAGAACACAGGUUUAUCAAAGGAGUCUUACUCUUCUUAGUCGCUAGAGCUGUGGCAUUAGUAACGUCCAGUAUUUAGUCAGAGGAAACAAUGAGCCAAGAAAAAAGAAGUAAUUUUGACACCAUAGAACUGGAACAUAUUUCCAACCUUUUAAAACUAUAUUGGUCAAGCACCAACAAACAAACUGGUGGACAAGGUGAAAAACUUGACUAUUGCUACAAAUAUGCAGGAGGGUGUUCUUGGUGCUUUGGUAGCAUAACAUCCAGUGAGGCUGCCAAGUAUUUAAGCAGCAAAUGUCAUAGUGAAACAGAACCCAGUUCACCCUUGAAGAAAGUCACUGGUCCACUUGAGACCAUUGAACCUAUAAAACUUGCAAGUCUGCUCUUAGCUUAUAACAACAGUCUGACUGGAGCUCUUCUGAAAAAAAGUUGUGUACAUGAUAACAAGGACUUUGAAAGAUCUCACACUGAAGCUAUCUUCAAGCUUAAACACAGAAGAAUUGUUCAAUUUUAUGGGCUCAUAAAAAGAGAUCAAGAAAUUAUCUUGUAUUUUGAAAAUGUCAAGAAGGGAACACUCUCUUACUACAUCUCAAAACAUGGAGUCCCUGAUGAACCAUCAACAAAACUAUUUACCAUACAAAUAUGGGAAGGCAUCAAUUACUUGUAUAGCAAUAAAGUUUUGAAUCAGGAUUUGAGAGGUAAUAAUAUAUUGAUGGGAGCUGAUAAAAACAUAAAAAAACCAGAUAUUUUCAAAAUCUGUCCCCUGGAUAAUAAUAAAAAAAGAUGGAAAAUGCCAUUUUCAUGUUCCAAAAGGGAAGUAGAGAGUUUUGAUGAUGAAACCAAAAUUGAUAUUUGGUCCAUUGAAAUAACUGGGUCAACUGGGCAUUCUGGGGAAUUCAGUGCACAAGAUGUGUAUGACUUGCCGGCAAAAGCUCGAUCUAACUUGCCUAAUUUGGCAUCAUCAAAAGUAAUAGAGAAUUCUGAAGAAAUUCCUUUUGCAGAAUGGUUAUUGCAAAAUAAUCAAUUUAUAACUGAUGAGCAACACUUGGAAAUGUCAAAGACUGCCUUGCCAUCUGCUGCUACAGCUGUUGGAGGGCUGGAGGAGGUAGACAUUACUCAAGAUGAAAAUAAAUGUAUCUUAAACCAUUUUGCUGAAAUUUUGAAACUAUACUGGUCAAUUAUUAACAAAGUAUCUGGUGGACAAGAUGUGAUUCUAAAAAAUUACCACGAGGAUGAGGUGGAAGCUUCUACGUGGUUUGACAAAAUAAAAUCAAGUGAAGUGAUUGAUAGUUGCACCAUCAAGCAUAGUGAAGUAUUGAAAAAAUUAACUGUUCCAUUGGAGGUGAAUGAAUUAAUUAAAAUUGCAAGUGUGCUCUUAGCAUACAACAACAGUCUGGUGGUGGAUCUGAGUGCUGUUGCUUGUGUAGAGGAUGUAGAGCAGGAGCACAGUACUAGAAAGAACUUAUCAGCCCUUGUAGAGAAAAUGUCCAGAGCUAUUGAAACUUUUCUGGCCUUCAUCCCAUGGGACUACACCUCCUGUGAGAGGGAGAUGCAGGAUUUAUUACCUUCUUUGGAAGUUGCACUAAAAGAAUUUUCAGUAUCAGUGGACACUGGCAAUCUUGAAAAUGUACCCUUUGAGCAACAAAUGGUAAUUUAUGACAUUGACAUUUUGUGUGCAGUGCUUGGCUUAAGAGUGGAAUUAGCCAGUCGCUUGAAGAAGAUACAAACAGAAUUAUGGUUUCACCAAGACGAGUUAUACUACAUUUUAAAAUGGAUAAAAAGCUUUGAGCGAAACAUGUUCCAACCAAAUGACGUAUUUUACAACAUGGGGUUUACUGAAAAAAAGUCCAAGUUCAUUUCAAAUAACAUUCCUGCACAUCUGUUUGAUCUCCAAUCACCUUUAUAUUGGGCUGAAUCUUACAUUGAAAGCAUGUUCCGAUGUCAUCCUCUUUUAUCUGAUUCCAAUGAUUUCCCUUACAAAUCAUUACAUAAUGAUUACCCUUAUGCACCGGAAAACAUUCCAUUUAGAGCGUUAAUAAACUUCAGAAAACCAAGGCUACCUGGAACGGCGGAAAUAAAUAUUAUCAAUGUAUCGGACAAAUCAAGUCAAGAUAUUCAAAACUCCAUUGACAGUUACUUGCUCCAAAACUCCAGAAACAGGCAUAGUCUGUUGUUUCAUGGGACUGACCAUGUAUCUGCAGUCUCUGUUUUAGAGCAAGGAAUAAGGGUUAAAGAUGGUCAUGCAGCACAGGACUUUACAAAUAAAGAAGGUUUUUACCUGUCCUAUUCUUACCACGAAGCCAAAGAUUGGGCCAUAAAAGGUGGCAAUGAUCCUGCUGUGAUUGUGUUUAAUAUACCGCAGAUGUUGCUUGUGGAGGCUGACAACAAUGGGCGUGACUUGACACCUGAUACCCCAGAAAACAGGAGAGAGUGGGAAGAAACAAUCAAGUAUUGUCGAAGUGGUUAUAAUGGAGAUGAGCCUUCAAGGUUUAGAACGUACUCCUUCAUUAAGGGACACAUGUGUUGUAAUCCGCAAGAUGUAAAGAGAGGACACACCCCUGCAAAGCAUUCACCGCCCAAACUGCAGUUGUGUGUAAAAAAGAAGCGAUAUGCUCAAGUAUUUGGAAGUACCAGCCACAUUUUGUGUGCCGUAUUCUACAAAAAAUCUUAAAAUAAAUCCAUUUACAUUAAUAAAUUGUAUUUCCUUCAUGCAUUUUUUGUGUGGUAGUUCUCCAUAGUUUUUUGAAUUAGCUUUCAUAUUAAACAAAUUUUAUGCAAUAAUACGCUAAAAAAUAGAUGCUAAAAAAUAGAUGCGUAUCAUGAAUAAGGUAAUUCAUUUAGUGUAAAAUAUGCUUUAUAGUCCAUGGACAGUUUUUUUUGCUCUUAAAAUUUACAAAUGCAUUUUUUCUAAAAACUAGGCCUACAGCACAAUGCUGUAUUUAAUAAAUAAAUUUUUAUUUAAAAAAAACCCAUCAGAUAGUAAUUAUUUUUAGCUAUGUAGUUUAAUAAAAAACAUGUUUAAUAAAAUUACUCUAAAGUUAUUCAAUUAAAAAGAUUUUUUAAUUUUUUUUAUACAUACAACAUUGUGAAACUUAUGUGAGUCAACAUAUAAUUUAACUGAAAAUGAUAAGUAUAAUACUGUUAAUUUACUAAUAGUUAUUGUAUUUAUUUUGAUAUAGUUUUAUAAAUAUUAUUGAUUGAAAAUUGUAACUGUAAUA